Messenger RNA from Vespula pensylvanica (western yellowjacket), 2986 nucleotides. RefSeq names its product homeotic protein distal-less (gene Dll). The record is from RefSeq and is a predicted model, not a curated record. The transcript is spliced from 5 exons. Gene Ontology annotation, biological process: regulation of transcription by RNA polymerase II. Gene Ontology annotation, molecular function: RNA polymerase II cis-regulatory region sequence-specific DNA binding; DNA-binding transcription factor activity, RNA polymerase II-specific. Bases 1096 to 2352 code for a protein of 418 amino acids. NCBI's taxonomy places the organism in Eukaryota, Metazoa, Arthropoda, Insecta, Hymenoptera, Vespidae.
AUGUAUCAUUAUACCGGUCCGCGCCGCUCGGUGUGCACUGCAGUUAGUGGCUAAGGCGCGCGCGUGUGUGCUUUUCUCUCUUCUUCGUCCUCGUUCGUGUCGUCGUCGUUGUUGUCGUCGUCGUUGUCGUCGUUGUCGUUAUCGCUGUUGUCGUCGUCGUCGUCGCGUUCGUCGUCGUCGUCGUCGUCGUCGCCGUCAGGAUUGCGAUCGUGCUUUUUCUCUCCCUUUUUUCGUGUAACUUCAUUACGACGUUGUCUUCGUCGUCGUCGUCGUCGUCGUCGUCGUCUUACGGACGAGAAGAGAGAAAGAAAAGAAAGUUGGUUAUUAAGAAAAUUUUUCUCGAUACCUCGGUGGUUCGUUUCGUAAGAAAAAAAAAAAAUUAGGGAAAAGAAAAGAAAAACAAAGGAGCAAAGGAAAAUAAAAAGAGGAGGGAGGGCGCGCGCGCGCCCGCGCGUGUUUACCAAUCGCGUCGGCUACUUGGCUGAUGAAGUGUCUCGUGUGUGAAGAGGAAAAGAUUGAUCGAGAGAGAUAUUAUAAGAGGAAUAGAGAUAGAGAGAAGUAGUAAAUCGGCAUGUCGAGGGGGUGCGUUUGGUGCAACGAUAGAAGCAUGAAGAUAUCGACGGCGAGCUGACCGUAUAAGGAUUUAUCAAGUUUGUUUUCGAUUUUGCUUGAGUUAAGAAGAGGAGAAAGGAAUUAGAAAGGAGGAAGAGGAAAAAUUCGAUUAUUGAUACAGUGCACGCGUUGGGAGGAAGGGAAAAAAAAGUGGCCGUGAUUAAGUGGAGGUGAUUCUAGUGAGAAAGGUAGAUAACAAUAUAGGAGAUAAAUUAAUUGAAAUUAAACGAAAGAGAUCGAUGUACUUGGCUGUCAUAGACCUAAUAGAAAUAAUCCAAGAUUCGGGCCCCGUACGGGUGUCGCGCUAGGGCGGCGGCGGCGACGACGUCGUCCGCGGCGAAUUUAUCGACGCUCGAGGCCGCGCUCGAGCUCGGCUCGAAGGUGGAGAGGCCAAGCAGCACGACGACGCUUAACUUUACGGACCUGGGGAGCCCAUUCGGGGCGGGCGACCCCUGUCCGUCUAGUACCCCGACCCCGAACAGUAUGUCGGGUGGUGCCGGUGGCGGACCGUCGGGAGGCGGUCAAGCCGGUGGUGGAAACGCAGGAGGAAACGGUGGUUCCGACAUGGAUCAACAUCUUCAUCAUGGUGGACUCGGAUCGGUGACACCAGGACCACCUGGAGCCGGUGGAAAUGCCGGGGACAGUACGACAUCGAGUACACCAGUUUCCCAAACUGGCAAAUCUGCAUUCAUUGAACUGCAGCAUAAUAACUUGUACAAUCCUGCCAGUUUACGGGGUGGAUAUCCAUCCGGACAUAACGUGCCUGGUGCGCAUCAGUUUUCGCAUCAGGUCAGCGCAUUAGGACACCAAUCAUCCGGACCCGGUAGUGGGAAUCAACAACACGCCGAACCUGGAUUCCCAAGUCCUAGGUCAGCGCUAGCUGGAUAUCCUUUUGGACCUAUGCAUCAACAUAACGCAUACGGAUAUCAUCUCGGAUCCUAUGCGCCUCAGUGUCCCUCGCCGCCCAAGGACGGGUGGUGCAUGUUCGCAGACCUCUCGCCAUUGGGCGACAAGGGUGGAAGUCUCGUGGAUGAGCUUGGAGGUGGUGGUGGUGGUUCUCUGAGAAAUGGCAAGGGUAAAAAGAUGAGAAAACCAAGGACCAUCUACAGCAGCUUGCAGCUUCAGCAACUGAAUAGGAGGUUCCAAAGAACACAGUACCUGGCACUACCAGAAAGAGCAGAACUUGCAGCUAGCCUGGGACUAACACAAACGCAAGUCAAAAUAUGGUUCCAAAACAGGAGAAGUAAAUAUAAGAAGAUGAUGAAAGCAGCGCAACAAGGUGGGGGCGGUGGUGGUGGACAACACGGUAGUUUGCUCGCCGGUGGUACUGCCCUACCUGGUGGACCUUCUCCUCAACCUGGUCAACCAGGGAGUCUAAUGCAAGGAGACUGGUCGGUUAUGUUAACAGGAGGUGGAAGUUCUGUCUCGGGUAGUCCGACGACAGGAUACCUUGGAGGUAUGGGAGGUGGUGGUGGAGGUCACACCCCCGGAAGUUCGAGUCCCGGAAGUGAGAUGUCGCCUCAGCAUAACGAGAGCCCUCCCGCGCCCGCCUGGCCGGGCGAGAUGAAGCACCAUCCGCAUCCCCAUGCCCCACCACAUACUCACCAUCAUCCACACACGCCUGGACAUCAUCCACCUCCACCACCCCCACCUCCGCAUCACGCGGGUUACAUGCCGCAAUAUUCUUGGUAUCAGGCUGAUCCUAAUCCUGGACUACUAACGGUGUGGCCGGCGGUUUAACGAAGACGUCCCCCGAAUCGAGUCGAGGAGGAGGAAGUUGUCCGCCAUGGUAUAGAGGACGUACCAGAUACUUCGUGGCGCCUAUCACGAAGGGAAAUCGCGUUAAACGUUAAAUAUCCUUUUUGAGUCGUUUUUCAAAGGAGAAAGAGAGCGAGAGAGAGAGAGAGGGAGGGCGAGAAAGAGAGAGUAAGAAAUAUAAUAGUGUGACGUGUGUAUGCGUGCGCGCGUUAGUGUGUACCCCUUCUUCCCACAUCGAAGAUAACAGGAAAAAAAUCUAUACGUAGAUGAACGUUUCGUAAUCGUUUUUCUCGUUUAGAAAGAAGAAGAGAUGUGAAAGGAAAGAAAAGAAAAAGAAGAAAAUUAUGUGGGAAAAGAAAGACCACACUAUAAGGAUUUAAUUAUUGUUGGGGUUUAGAAAAAAUAAUAAUUGACUUGGGACAGUUGUGAAAUCGACAUUGUUGUGGAUCGAUUGAUUCGCGGAUUGUGUAAAAAAAAAUAAAAUAAAAUAAAAUAAAAUAAAAUAAAAAAAAGAAGAUGUAAGGUGGUUCGUGUAGAUUUAGGUGAGAAAAUUUUCUGACGUUUAAUGGUAUCGUAACGGGGUAGAGGGGGGGAGAAGGCCGAACAAAUAAAUUUA